CCCCCCAAAUGGUUUUCAAAGUUGCUAUAACUGUCCUGUUCAAUCCGGAAGAAAAUUGCCCUGACAGGAGAGUGUAUUUAAGUGAUGCCUAGCGACAAGUAAUUAGGCAGAAGAGCGCACAUGCUGUUCGAUCCGAAGAGCGAGACCAAGAUGAGGCUCAGUGGGAGUCUCAGCCUCAGCGUUAGCAGGUUACUGCUAAUGUUACUGAUGCUCUGUUCGUCCCUUGGAACCAGUAAUGGAGGGGCAUUCGUGGGAGUGAACAUCGGCACGGAUGUGUCGAACAUGCCGUCGGCAUCAGAUGUGGUAGCGCUGCUGAAGAGGCAGAACAUUACCCAUGUUCGGCUAUUCGACGCGGACCGGCAGAUGCUACUGGCCAUGGCCAACAGUAGCAUUCAAGUCAUGGUGACUCUGCCCAACAAUCAGCUUUUGGGCAUCGGCCAAUCGAGCUCGUCGGCGGCUAAUUGGGUCAACAAAAACGUGGCCGCCUAUUUGCCCAACACCAACAUCACCGCCAUUGCUGUGGGAAGCGAAGUGCUCACUACCCUUCCCAACGCUGCGCUUGUCCUGGUUCCGGCCAUGAAGUUCCUUCACGCUGCACUGGUGGCUGCUAAUCUGGAUGGGCAGGUCAAGGUUACGAGUCCCCAGGCUACGGACAUAAUUGUCGACCCUUUCCCGCCCUCUAGUGCUGUGUUCAACUCCUCCUGGAACCGUGUCAUGACGCCCAUGCUCUCCUUCCUGCGGGACUCCAACUCCUACCUCACUCUCAAUGUCUACCCUUACUAUGUCUAUGUGCAGUCCAAUGGUAUCUUCCCACUCGACUAUGCGCUCUUCCGCACUCUCCCUGCUAACAAAGAAGUUGUCGACUCCAACACUCUGCUUCACUAUACUAAUGUAUUCGACUCCUUGAUCGACGCUGCUUAUUUUUCCAUGGCCUUCAUGAAUUUCACCGACAUUUCUGUUGUGGUGACAGAGUCCGGAUGGCCCUCCAUGGGCGGCCCUAGCGAGACCGACGCCACAGUCGAGAACGCCGAAACCUACAAUAGCAAUCUCGUUGCGCAUGUCCUCAAUAACACAGGAACCCCCAAACACCCUGGCAUAGCCGUCAACACAUACAUCUAUGAGCUCUUCAAUGAGGACCUCAGACCUGGCGCGACCUCGGAAAAAAAUUGGGGGCUUUUCUCAGCUAACAGCACGCCCGUCUACUCUCUCACCGGUACGGUUUCGAUUCUCGCCAACGACACCACCGGUGAGAGUUUCUGUGUUGCCAUAUCAGGGACAGAUACCAAGCUUCUUCAGGCGGCGUUAGAUUGGUCCUGUGGAAGCGGCGGAGCUGAUUGCCAGGCUAUUCAGGUCGGCGGGAGUUGCUAUGAGCCUAAUACCGUUGCGGACCAUGCCUCUUAUGCCUUCAACACCUAUUAUCACAAGAUGGGCAUGCAAACUGGAGCUUGUUCUUUCAACGGAGUUGCCAUGGUUACUCCUACUGAUCCCAGUCAUGAUUCUUGUAAUUUCACUGGCAGCAUUAGCACAAAUACAACAAAUGGUACAGUUAAUUCGACAUCAGCUCUGGGUAGCUUUGGUAAUUCUUCCACAAGUUCUGCCCAUCAUUAUCGAUUCCAAAUCCACCCCAUUCUUUACCCAGUGAUUGCCCUUCCCAUUCUGCUCUGGAAUCUGCCCGAUUUGUAGGACCAAAACUAUUAUUCACGAUGGAUUAUUUAGAAGAGCAAUUAAGGGCUUAUUCUUUUCUUCUACAGCCUGAGGAGGAGAAUUGGGCCGUGCGUUACAGGUGCACUCACAGGUGAUGAGAAUGAAAGGUCUCAUCGGCUGUAAUUUUGUCAAGAGGCAGACCAUUCAGAUGUUACUUUUGCAGAGGGCACAAAUUUAUUGUCAGAUGAGAGACAUUACAACUUGUCUUAUUACAAGAUUUCUAUGAAUGUAUUGUCAUUUUUAUAUCACCACGUGUACAUGUCAGUGUUAUCGGGUGUAGAGAUAGGUCACAAGUUGAGAGUCUCGUCUCAUUCAUUCACAGCGCAUUUUGUCCCCCACUAUAAAAUUAGAUCUCUAUGUUCUAGUGUUGAGAUACUACGAUUGUACCAUCCCAGGCAGACUGGUUACACUGUUCAUCAAGUGUAUUGCGUUUAUAAUGGUUGAAUUGAAAUAAAAUUCAAUUGGGAACUUAAAUUUA
Molecule: messenger RNA, 2182 nt
Organism: Cryptomeria japonica (Japanese cedar)
Lineage: Eukaryota; Viridiplantae; Streptophyta; Pinopsida; Cupressales; Cupressaceae
Product: glucan endo-1,3-beta-glucosidase 3
Exons: 4
Coding region: 121-1683 (520 amino acids)
Biological process (GO): carbohydrate metabolic process
Cellular component (GO): plasma membrane
Molecular function (GO): hydrolase activity, hydrolyzing O-glycosyl compounds
Source: RefSeq, a predicted model, not a curated record